AAUCACGACCAAACGAGGCCGCCAACUAAAAGGCGGCCCAUAUCUCCAGCUCCCACCAGGAACGCCUCUCUUUUCUUUGAAUCUGUGUUUCUUCUCUCUGUUGACAAUCCAAAACAAUCUCGGAAGAUCACAGUGAUUUGAUAAUGGGAACCUACAGAGCCGACGACGAUUACGAUUACUUGUUUAAGGUGGUGCUGAUCGGGGACUCCGGCGUUGGCAAAUCGAACCUCUUGUCUCGCUUUACACGGAACGAGUUCAGCCUGGAAUCUAAGUCCACCAUUGGCGUCGAGUUUGCCACUCGCAGCAUUCACGUCGACGACAAGGUCGUUAAGGCCCAGAUUUGGGACACCGCUGGCCAAGAAAGAUACCGUGCUAUUACAAGUGCAUACUAUCGGGGUGCUGUUGGUGCUUUGCUGGUCUAUGAUGUCACUCGCCAUGUCACGUUUGAAAAUGUGGAGAGAUGGCUGAAGGAGCUUCGCGAUCAUACCGAUUCCAACAUUGUUAUCAUGCUUGUUGGCAACAAGGCAGAUCUUCGUCACCUUCGAGCAGUUUCCACUGAAGAUGCCAAGGCUUUUGCUGAGCAAGAGAAUACCUUCUUCAUGGAAACAUCUGCUCUCGAGUCUUUGAAUGUUGAAAAUGCAUUCACAGAAGUGCUGACCCAGAUUUAUCGCGUCGUAAGCAGGAAGGCCCUUGAUGUUGGAGAAGACCCAGCAGCUUUGCCCAAAGGGCAGACAAUCAAUGUUGGAACCAAAGAUGAUUUAUCAGCCGUAAAAAAGGUUGGAUGCUGUUCUUCUUGAGUGUGGAGAAAAGAGUUGAAGAAUAUUGUCUGAGAGCCAAUGCCCUGUUCAUAUCUUUAUAGAGGUAUGCCUGACCAUCUGAAAUUGUAUGUCAACAAAAUUCUUUGACUGCUUUGAGCAUGGAAAGAGAAAUUUUAUCUACUGUCUCCACUCUCCACCUUAGUGGUCUAAAUUCUAAAAGAUUGUAGCAGCCAUAUUUCAUUUUCUGAUUUAUUUGCUCUGUUAAUGAUUCUGUAUAUUUACUUGGAACAUAUUGCGUAUCCUACAUGACUACGUGAAUUUGAUUAUAGCAAUUAGAUGAUUGAGGCUGUCAGACAAAACAGCAUCAUGAAUUUGGAAAUUAGAAGAGCCUCAUUUUGAUCA
This is a messenger RNA of Tripterygium wilfordii, 1160 nucleotides long. Its product is annotated as ras-related protein RABA1f-like. The record is from RefSeq and is a predicted model, not a curated record. The transcript has 2 exons. Gene Ontology annotation, cellular component: endosome. NCBI's taxonomy places the organism in Eukaryota, Viridiplantae, Streptophyta, Magnoliopsida, Celastrales, Celastraceae. Gene Ontology annotation, molecular function: GTPase activity; GTP binding. The coding region runs from base 144 to 797 and encodes 217 amino acids.